This is a messenger RNA of Oryzias melastigma (Indian medaka), 1837 nucleotides long. RefSeq names its product ring finger protein 115 (gene rnf115a). Gene Ontology annotation, biological process: ubiquitin-dependent protein catabolic process; protein ubiquitination; positive regulation of DNA-templated transcription. Gene Ontology annotation, cellular component: nucleoplasm; cytoplasm. Bases 56 to 1000 code for a protein of 314 amino acids. NCBI's taxonomy places the organism in Eukaryota, Metazoa, Chordata, Actinopteri, Beloniformes, Adrianichthyidae. The record is from RefSeq and is a predicted model, not a curated record. The transcript has 9 exons. Gene Ontology annotation, molecular function: ubiquitin protein ligase activity.
CAGCUCCCUUCAGUUAGUGGAGGACCGACGUCAGUGUUUGUGCUGCUCCGGGAAGAUGGCGGAGGCUGCGGCUGUUCCCUCGCAUCGGUUUUUCUGUCACUGUUGUAAGGGAGAAGUAAAUCCCAAACUCCCGGAAUACAUCUGUCCAAGAUGUGAUUCAGGUUUCAUAGAGGAAGUAACAGAGGAUUCCAGUCUUCUAGACGGAGGUGCAAAUGGAAUAGAUGACACAGCCACACAGUUUGCAGAGCUGUGGCACCUCCUGUUAUUGGAGAGGCCGUUUACAACAGACAGUGACACUCCUGACUCUGAGCCUCGGCUCCCCGGCAGUCGUUUGGGGAGUUUUGGGGACUUCGGAGGACUGGGAGGUGGACCGAUCGGGGGAUCAGUUCCAGCCGGCCUCGGGGGGCAGAUGGGCGGCCUGUUAGGAGCCAACGAACACUUUGGACCCGGCCGCCCACCUCGCCUGCACAGCCAGAGGAGAUACCGGUUCAGAGGCAGCAGCAGACCAGAGCGCUCACCUGCUGUGGAGGGGAUUGUACAACAGUUUCUUGCUGGUCUUUUUGCCAACUCUGGAGUGCCUGGCUCACCUCCCCUGUCAUGGACAGGGAUGCUGCACUCCAACCCCGGGGAUUACGCAUGGGGGCAAGGAGGGUUAGAUGCAGUGAUAACACAGUUACUAGGUCAGCUGGAGAACACAGGACCUCCUCCAGCUGAGAAAGAAAAAAUCUCUUCACUCCCAACUGUCAAUAUAUCUCAGGAACAAGCAGAUUGCUGUAUGGAGUGUCCAGUGUGCAAAGAGGACUUCACGGUGGGAGAGCCUGUCAGAAAACUACCCUGCAAUCACUUCUUUCAUUCAGACUGUAUAGUACCAUGGCUGGAAAUGCACGACACGUGUCCGGUGUGUAGGAUGAGUUUGAGUGGAGAAGACAGCAGCCAGCCCCAGUCAGAGUCCCCGUCGCUCCCCACGGACCCCCGCACACAGGAGAGAUGGUCUUUCUGAGACAGCCGUCCCACCAACAUGCUCCUCACUUCCCUUUUGUUCAUCUCUUUCAAUCAUUUCACUCUGACCUUUUUGUACUUUUUAUUUUCUAUUUUUAAUGCUCUCCUCAAGUCAUGUUCUUUACAGAUGUCUUAAUAAUGCAUUACGGUUCGUCGAAUCCCUUUUGACGAACCCACUUAGCUCAUUUUAUCUGUUUCUACCGCUAAAUCAAACCACAACUUUGUUUAAAUAUACAACGCUCAUCACUAUGAGUAAAGAAAAAAGCCAGAUUUGAUAUCAAACAGCAUGAACUGUCUUCACACACAUCUAAUGAAGCCUGCAGCUGAGCCUCGACCGGUGGGACGAUUCCACAACACCUCACGCUCAAACUGAACUCGGUGAUGUGCUUUGUUUCAUUUAAAAAAAAAAAAAAGUUCCAGUUUCUGUAUCGACAACACUUUUGACUCUUUGAUAUUUGGGAAGAAAUGACAGGAAGGGAGUCGUUGAAACCUUCCAGAACGUUCCAAAUCCGCACCAGCGAGGGGGCGAAAUCCUUCCUCCUCUUAUCUGAUCUCAUCCGAUCUUUCAAGUUCCACCGCUCCCACUUUUUCUAGUGUAUAUAUUACGAAGAGAUGGCAUUCCUCUGUCAUUUUAUUCUUCAGUUUGACCUCAACUUCACAUUUUUAUCACUUAACCUUUUUGAUGUAAAUAAUUUUAGUCCAGCCAAUUUAAGGUUUGCAGAGUAAAGAAACAAAGUGGAGAACGGAGAUGCAAAUGUGAAAUACCUGGUUAUCGAGCUGUAUAUUAUAUAUAUGAAAAAUGUCUAUGAUGUUAAUAAAUUGACAAACUAAUGGUUUA